AUAUCAUCAUCAUCUUCUUCUUCUUCUUCUCCCUCAUUCCUCUUCCUUUUCCUUUUUCCUUUUUAAGCUUUCUAUAAUCUCUGCGCCUGUGUAUUCAAAUCAAGAUUUCAAGUUCCCCAGCUCCACUCUCUCUCCUCUCUUUCUCUUUCCCUUUCUCCUCUUUGUUCUUUUAUGAUUACUGCCCACGAAAACCUCCACUGUGUGUUAGUUUUUAAAAUUUUUCCCUUGCUCACUUCACAAUAAAAAAGAAGGGAAAAAUUCUAAGUAAUAAUUUUUUUUUUUGUUUGGCCACCUUGUUUUCUGUUUCGUCUUCCCCUUUUUGAUGCCGAGCUCAUGAUGGCUGGUCUGGAUUUAGGCACUGCUUCUCGCUUCCUCCCUCAUCUCCAACUCCAACGUCACAGCGACUCUGGAGACGACCCGAGUAACCCUAGCCAUAACCCUUAUUCUGGCGACCCCCACGAUGACGGAUCCCACCACCACGGCCUCGAUCUGGGCGCCGCCGCCAACCCUGGGCCUGGCGACAUCGUCGCCCGCCGGCCCCGGGGCCGACCCCCGGGUUCCAAGAACAAGCCGAAGCCGCCGGUCAUCAUCACCAGGGAGAGCGCCAACACGCUCCGGGCGCACAUCCUCGAGGUCGGCAGCGGGUGCGACGUGUUCGAGUGCGUCGCGACGUACGCGCGGCGGCGGCAGCGUGGGGUCUGCAUCCUCAGCGGGAGCGGCACAGUGACCAACGUCAGCCUCCGGCAGCCGGCCGCGGCCGGGGCCGUGGUGACGCUGCACGGCCGGUUCGAGAUCCUGUCGCUCUCGGGGUCGUUCCUCCCGCCGCCGGCGCCCCCGGGGGCCACGAGCCUCACGGUGUUCCUGGCGGGAGGGCAAGGGCAGGUGGUCGGAGGCAGCGUGGUUGGGGAGCUGACCGCGGCCGGGCCGGUCAUUGUCAUCGCUGCCUCCUUCACCAAUGUCGCCUACGAGAGGUUGCCGCUUGACGAGGAGGAGCAGCAGCUACAUAUGCAGCCGCCAGCCUCGCAGCCGCCGUCCGGAGGUGGGGCCGCCACUGGUAACUCGUACCCAGAUCCGUCGUCGGGGCUUCCCUUCUUCAAUUUGCCGCUCAACAACAUGGGGUCUGUUCAGUUGCCGGUGGAGAAUUGGCCAGGAAAUAACUCAGUACCACGUCCUCCAUUUUGAGAAGCA
Messenger RNA from Rhodamnia argentea, 1188 nucleotides. Its product is annotated as AT-hook motif nuclear-localized protein 23-like. The coding region runs from base 334 to 1182 and encodes 282 amino acids. The transcript has a single exon. Gene Ontology annotation, molecular function: minor groove of adenine-thymine-rich DNA binding; DNA-binding transcription factor activity. Lineage: Eukaryota; Viridiplantae; Streptophyta; Magnoliopsida; Myrtales; Myrtaceae. Gene Ontology annotation, cellular component: nucleus. The record is from RefSeq and is a predicted model, not a curated record.